AGGCUGGCUAGCGCUUCAAUAUUCUAUCGAUGGAUGCGACCAAGAAGCGUGUGGCCAUCGUCGGCGCCGGCGCCAGCGGCCUGACGGCGUGCAAGCACGCGCUGGCGAAGGGCUUCCGGCCGGUGGUCUUCGAGGCCGCCGGCGACGGCGUCGGCGGCGUGUGGAGGCGCACGCUGGCGUCGACGAGGCUGCAGACGCCGGCGUUCGCCUACCGGUUCUCCGACUUCCCGUGGCCGGCGGACGUGUCGGGCGCCGAGGUGUUCCCGCGGCACGACCAGGUGGUCGAAUACCUCGCCGCCUACGCGCGGCGCCACGGCGUGACGGAGUGCGUCCGGUUCGGCUGCAAGGUGCUCGCCGCCGAGUACGCCGGGGUGCCCGAUGAGGAGGCGGCGGCGUGGGAGCGGUGGUCGGGGAAUGGCGAGGCCUUCGGCGACGGCUCCGGCGAGUGGCUUCUCACGGUGCAGCACCCUGGAUCCGAAGCUACCCAGAUACACAGGGUCGAUUUCCUGAUACUCUGCACUGGGAGAUUCAGUGGAGUUGCCCACACCCCAACAUUUCCACCCAACCGAGGCCCCGAAGUGUUCCACGGCCAAGUGCUUCACUCCAUGGACUACUCCAACAUGGGCCACGCCGCCGCCGACGAGCUGAUCAGAGGCAAGCGCGUCGCCGUCGUCGGCUCCGGCAAGUCGGCCUUCGACACGGUGGCGGAGUGCGCCGCUGCAAACGGUGGCAGGUAUCCGUGCGCCAUGAUCUGCCGGAGCGGGCGGUGGAUGGUGAACGGCGGGUUCGUGUGGGGCGUCAGCCUUGGACACCUCUUCUGCAACCGGCUGGCCGAGCUCACCGUUCACAAGCCCGGCGAGGGGCUUGCAUUGGCCCUCCUCGCAAUUCUGCUCACCCCUUUGAGAUGGCUGCUGUCGAAGCUGGCAGAGACCUACUUCAAGAUGCAGAUCCCGAUGGAGAAGCACGGGAUGGUGCCGGAGGAGAGCUUCGCGGGAUCAAUGUCGGGCUGCCGGCUCGGAGUCCUCCCCGACAAGUUCUACGACAGGGUGGAGGAAGGCAGCAUCCUGAUCAAGAGGGCAAGAUCUUUCAGCUUCUGCACGGACGGCUUGGUGCUCGACGACGACGACACCGGCGAGCGCGUCGACGCCGACGUCGUCGUGCUCGCCACCGGCUUCCGUGGCGACCAGAAGCUCACGGACAUGUUCGUCUCGGCGACGUUCAAGCAGCAGAUAGUAGCAGCUCCUCUGUACAGGCAGUGCGUGCACCCGCGGAUCCCGCAGAUGGCGGUGAUCGGGUACACCGAGAACCUGACGAGCAUCUACACCUUCGAGAUGAUGGCCAAGUGGGUGGCGCACCUCCUCGCCGGCGCGUUCCGGCUGCCGAGCGUCGUGCGGAUGGAGGCGAGCGCGGCGGAGUGGGACGAACACCUGGCGAUGAGGAGGCACGGCGAGGGCGGCGGCGGCAAGCCGUGCCUCGGCGGCGUUAGCACGUGGUACAACGACGAGAUGUGCCGGGACAUGGGGUACGAGCCGAGGAGGAAGAAAGGGAUUCUUGCAGCUACGCUGGUAUCCUCUGAAGUCUGAACUCAAGUGAAACUGAUCAGUGAUCGAUCGAUCACUGAUGUGUUGAUCACGAGUAUACGAUAAAAAAGAACAUGAACUUUGGAAUUGUUGGGCUUUCAGAAAGGGGAAAAUAAGUUGGGCUGCGAUAUGAAGAGGAAAAUAAGUCGAGGAAAUAAGCGUUGUUCCAAAACUUUGUUGCAUCGCCCAUCGUUCUUCUGCAAAACAUUGUUCGUGUAUAUCUAUUUCCGUCUGGCUAAAAUCUAACAGAGAGCACGAUACCUUUUCGAGAUAUACAUGUGUGAUGUGUCUGAAAAAAACAAGAGUAUAUGGCCUCAUUUGAUUUAAAGGAAAUUCAUAAAAAUUUUAGAGAA
This is a messenger RNA of Oryza sativa Japonica Group (Japanese rice), 1933 nucleotides long. Its product is annotated as probable flavin-containing monooxygenase 1. The record is from RefSeq and is a predicted model, not a curated record. Lineage: Eukaryota; Viridiplantae; Streptophyta; Magnoliopsida; Poales; Poaceae. Gene Ontology annotation, molecular function: N,N-dimethylaniline monooxygenase activity; NADP binding; flavin adenine dinucleotide binding.